AUGGCAGAAGUUAUCAAGGGCAUCUGCGAUAUUAAAUCAGUUUCAAAUUUGUUUACUACUGAAGCUUAUAAAAGAAUAAAAGCUAAAGACUAUAAGCUCUCCAUCAACUGUCUUGAAAUCUGUGAAUCAAUGUUUUACACAUUAGAAAAUCAGGGGCAAGUCCUCGAUUAUGAUCUUAUAAUUGCCAUCCUACACAACCUAUCCUUAUGCUACCACAAGUAACGCCCAAGUAGAUUAAAUAUUAUAGAUAAAUGCAUCACAUGCUUGGAAACCUGCUACUUUCGUGCAAAUUCUCUUAUGUUUAACAAUCAAAAAUGUUCUAUGCUAGAAGAGCAGAUGGUUAAUUUAAUUAAUUAGAUUAAAGUCAUCGCCUACCAUUUGGCUAUUUUUCUCUUAAAUUCCCCUAUUAUUGAUAGGAUUUGGUGUCCCGACGUGUGAAGCCCAAUGGAUAAUAAAUUUAAUAACUUCUCUAAACAUUUCCUAAUAUUUCCAUUUAUUUCAAUCUGAUGAUUAAAGAUAAAUAUCUCAGUUCCCUUUGCUUACAGUUUUCAAAUCUUUUAUCAAAAGAGAAUAGACAUAAUGAAGCCUUAGUUAAGGCAAAACUUGCUUAUAAGCAUUCCGUGACUUUAAUUAAUAAUACAGCAAUAGCUGCUAAAAAGCAGCUUGUGAAGAGCGUUGAAGGAAAAUUACCUCAAAGCAAGACUGCGAUGAUUCAAAGAGCGUUCCCUGCGCUGUCAGCAAUUAGUAAUUUUUUAGAAAAAGGAGAUUUGCAAGAAGUUAUAGAAAUUAGGUCUUCAGUUGGGGUGCUUGGACACCCACAAUGGAUUAUUGACUACUCCUUAUCAGAAGUCAUUGAUAUUUCUGCUUGCCCUUUAGAAGUUUUUUCAGUGCGUUUCGGAAUCCAGUCAGAAUUUACAAAAGAUUACUUGCUUUAUAAAGUGAUUUUAAUUGGAUUGUCUUUAUUUUGCAUUGGAAAAGAAUUAUGCUAUGUGCGAUCAUUUUUUGAUGGCUAUAAUAUAUGUGUAAAGGCUUAUAAUUUUUUAAAAAAAUUUUUACCUGAAGAAGCUGUUUUACUUAAAGAUUUAAGUAAAAUUGUGACUGAAUUAAAAAGCAAAAAUCAGGUUUCUGAAGAAAUUUCUUUAUCCAAAAAGCUUCAAAGAGUAAAUUCAAAUGUAUCAAGAUCAAUAUCGACAUCAAGAAGAAGGUCUAUUAAAAGUUCAUUUUCACUCCCCCUUGGAACAAUUUUUUCAAUAGGAAAAUUUUAGAAAAAAUACUAGUUUUUAUAAAUAAAUUUUAAUAUAAUUUUAUGGGAAAAAGGGAUAGCAGAAUAUUAUUUUAAAUAUUUUUUCAACUGUAUCUAUUGAUUUCUUAAUUAAUUCUUUAUAAAAAUAAAUAAAAUUCAAAAAUAUUGAGUUUAAUUUAAAUUUUUUGGAAAAAUAAAAAUUAACCCCCCUUUUAAAUUAGAAUAGGAUUUUUUAUUCCAAUUUAAAUGGGGAGUUAGCAAAUAUUUUGCAAUCAGUAUCUGAGCUAAGAACUCCUUCUCUUUGUGGAGGCUUUGAAAGUCUAUUACGAGAAAGUGAAUCACUAGAUAGCAUGAACAGAGUUGUAGUCCUUUCCUCUCACAAGCGUUGCAAAAGAAGCUUUUCCAAAGCAAAUCUUUUUAUUUAA
Molecule: messenger RNA, 1668 nt
Organism: Blepharisma stoltei
Lineage: Eukaryota; Ciliophora; Heterotrichea; Heterotrichida; Blepharismidae
Source: the annotation of a GenBank genome assembly